Spodoptera frugiperda (fall armyworm) is the source of this 2954-nucleotide messenger RNA. RefSeq lists its product as uncharacterized. Gene Ontology annotation, molecular function: (2E,6E)-farnesyl diphosphate synthase activity; dimethylallyltranstransferase activity. The transcript is spliced from 5 exons. Gene Ontology annotation, biological process: trans, trans-farnesyl diphosphate biosynthetic process. Bases 283 to 1413 code for a protein of 376 amino acids. The record is from RefSeq and is a predicted model, not a curated record. Gene Ontology annotation, cellular component: cytoplasm. Lineage: Eukaryota; Metazoa; Arthropoda; Insecta; Lepidoptera; Noctuidae.
AUGGCAUUCACUGUGCGUCAAUGCGCACCCUGUAUUCUCACUUACGGUACGGUACGGCCUACCAAUACACUUGAAAUAAAUAUGUGUGUAUAGGUUUAUCGAAAUACAGUGUCAAAUCUGCACUCGAGCGUAAAUAUCAGUCUCGUUUCAAAAAGUGGCAUAUUUUAUAAAUUUUUAACUCAGUAAAAUAAAAGUUGCAUUGUGGCAUUUUAUUAAAAAAAAUAACUCUCUUAUUUUUAUUUGGGAAAUAAAACGAUAUUACGUUAUAUAAUUAAAAUCAAAAUGGCAAAAGCAAUUCUCCGUAAAACGUUAUUCUACAGUCAGUACAGAACAUUAUAUCAAACUGCAGUGAAAUACAGUGCACCAGUCACAUUCGAUCAGUAUAAGAACCAGAAAAUGUUUAGUGAUGUUCAAUCUGAAGUGAUGCAUUCUUUGAUGGACAAUCCGAAGCUGAAGGACCAGAGUGCUGAUGUCAAAAAUUGGAUAGUAAGGUUGCUAGAUUAUACACUAGAAGGAGGCAAAAGGAGCAGAGGUCUGGUAGUGCCCUUUGCGUAUGAAAUGAUGGAAGACCCAAAACAUUUUACAGAAGAAAACCUUCACAGAGCACGGAUUUUGGGGUGGGUCGUGGAAAUUAUAGAAUCAUACGUCCUCACAGUAGAUGACAUCGUGGACUCGUCACAGACUCGCCGAAGCAAGGAGUGUUGGCACAUCCACAGCGGUAUGGGCCUGGGAGCCGUCAAUGACUGUGGACUCCUACUGAGUUGUGCCUUCGAACUACUGGAACUCUAUUUCGGAAACGAAGAAAUCUACAGCGACUUGGCCAAAAUUAUCAAUGGGACAGUGUUCGAGAUAUGUAUAGGGCAGCAUUUAGACUGUUCCUACGGCUAUAGUAAAGAGAAGAAUAAUUUUGACAAAUUGACGAUGGAGCAUUUUGAUAGUUUUACGCUGAUAAAGGCGGCAGUUUACUCGUUCAAAUUCCCAAUGGUCUUAGCUCUUACGUUGCUGAAGGAUAGGAGUCAAAAAUUCUCGGAAGAAGCGUAUAAUAUUGAUUGGAACAUUGGCAAACUUCUGCAAUUACAGAAUGACUACAAAGAUAUCUUCGUGGACGAUAUCAAAACAGGGAAGAUAGGCACGGAUAUUCAAGAAGGUAAACUAACCUGGUUUGCCGUAACAGCGCUGCAGCGCUGCACUGACGAACAACGUUCCAUCUUCAAAGAAAACUACGGCAGCGACAACCCUGAACAUGUGAAGCGCAUCAAGCAGCUUUUUGAUGAAUUAGAAAUGGAAAAAUUGUACAAAGAGUAUGAACGUUCUGUAUAUGAAGAUUUAGUUCGCAGAAUUCGUGGUCUGCCGCCUAAAGAGUCUCAGUUCCUUACACAAAUUUUGAAAGGCUGCUACAGACAUUUCUGCUGAUUUGCUGUUAAGGACCUUCUUCAUUGGGUGGUUAGGUUGUACAUCGACUAGGUUGCGUAGAAUCUAGUUAUACCUAUAUUAUUAUAACGUAAAUAAUUGAGCAGAUAGCGCAACAUCACAAACAUUAAUUAGCACAAGUUUAAACCUUAGUGGUUUUUGGUUGCUAUUAAAUAUGCAUUAUCCUGUAUUCGUUGUGAUUCAAAUGAUAAAUAAAUAACAAAAAAAACAAUAAGUUGAUAGGGCAUUAAGUUGAAAGGAAUUGUUAUAUCGACAUCAAAGUAUUGAGAUUCGAAACAUUGCCGUACUCAGAGUCAUUUAAUGGUUAUUUGACCCAGUCCAGUUCAGUGUAUUAGAACAAAAUCGAAUAGAAUAAAAUACUAAAGAAUAGUUUAAGUAAUCAUUAAAUGUAUCUGAGUACGGCAGUAAGUGAAGUAAGAUGAUUUACUUAUACAUCUUUAUAUAUAUAAUUCUUCUGUAAGUGUGUAUGUCACUGAACUUCUCUAAAACGACUGGACCGAUUUUGAUGAAAUUUUUUGUGUGUGUUCAAGGGGAUCUGAGAAUGGUUUAGAUUCACAAUUUUGUCCGCUGGACAAUGUUUUUAAUUUAUUAGUAGUUGUUAAUUUUAUUGAUGAUGAAUAUAAAGAUGUAUGACAGGAUAACGUCUGUCGGGUCCGCUAGUAAUCUUAUAUAUAUGUAUAAGCAUUACUCAGUUAUUAAUUAGGUAAUAGGUCUAUGUGGUAGAAAAUUAAUUAAAAUACAAUUUAGAUAUUAAAAUUAUUUAUUUAUACAAUUCCCAUGUACUUAGAAUCAAAUAUAAAUGACUGCAUGCAAUAAAUAUAUGUACUUAUUUUCUUCCUUGAUAUCUACAUAGAGGGGUGUAAAUAUAUUUUUAAAUAAAUAUUAAAGUUGUUAAUUUGUUGAGAAUAGAACUAAGUUUAAGUAGUUUUUAUUACCUACUCAACUUGGUAUUUACUUAAACAAAAAAAAAAAACGUUUUUGUUCCAUUUCACAAAUAGCGGCCAUCUCUAUAUAGAUACCAAGGGCAUUACAAUUCUCGAACAUAAAAUUAUUACUUUAUUAAACAGUAAGACAUACAUAAUGAUAACUAAAAUAUAAUAAAACAUUAAAACCAAAAUAACAUUCUAUUAAACUUAAACAAAUUAUUAAUUUUAUUGAAUCUUCUAAGUAUAAAAAUAUGUAAUCACUUUUCUCAUUAGCUCAUUAAAAUAACAUCUUUAACAUGUAUAGGUAAGAUAGUUCUACAUAGUAAUAAAUAUUGUUUUGUAGCAUAAUUUAGUGUCGAUAUAGUCGAAAUACCCAAUAAUACUUUGACUAAAUACUCGAAAAAAGACUAUUUGAUAUGAGAGAAAGCCCUUAAACCUGUUUAUAUGCCUUGCAACUAAAGUAUGAUCAAAAUUAUUCAUAAUUAUUCUACGUCAGAUUAUAAUUCGAGGUUUUUAUACACAAAUAUAUCGGUCACUGCAUAAUGAAUGAGAUAAUUUGUCUUGUAAGAGAUUUAUAUUAAAAUGUUUAUAUUAAUU